Nematocida ausubeli is the source of this 684-nucleotide messenger RNA. RefSeq lists its product as uncharacterized. Lineage: Eukaryota; Fungi; Microsporidia. Gene Ontology annotation, cellular component: proteasome core complex, alpha-subunit complex; proteasome core complex. The record is from RefSeq and is a predicted model, not a curated record. The transcript has a single exon. Gene Ontology annotation, biological process: ubiquitin-dependent protein catabolic process. The coding region runs from base 1 to 684 and encodes 227 amino acids.
AUGAGUGGAGGAUUUAACAGAGCACUUUCAAUAUUCUCACCAGACGGCAGAAUAUUCCAAGUGGAGUAUGCGCAGCUAGCAGCAGAGAGAGGGUCACCCGUGAUAUUCUAUUCUGACGGGAAGAGUAUCUGCGUGGCAAUUGAAAAAAGAGCCGAAAGUAAGCAUAAAAUACUCUCAGACCUGGACAAGUUCAAGGAGGUUGAGACAGGAAUAUAUCUUACAUUUGCAGGAAUAUGGCCAGAUAGUCUUAUAAUAAUAGACAAGGCUAUCUUUAUAGCCAGAGAGUAUGCAUACAGAAUAGGCGAGAGAAUAGAUAUAAUGAAGCUUUCUUUGGAGCUAGGGGACUUUAUGCAGAAGUACACAAUAACAGGAGGAUAUAGGCCAUUCGGAGUGAAGGUUGUUUUGUUUGGAUUCCAUAAAGACCAGCCAGUUAUUUCCAUGAUAGAGCCAGAUGGUAAUUAUGCAAUGUACAAAGGAGGUGCAAUUGGCACAAAGAGCGACAGAGCAGUUAAGGAGCUGGAGAAGGCAGAGGACACUCCUGCCAUAAUUGCCGUAGCAAAGACCUUAUACACUGUAGCACAGAAGGAUGCAAAUAAAAUGUCCCUAUUCCAGAUUACGCCAGAAGUAGCUACUAUACUUACUACAGCUGAAGUAUCUGAGAUAAUCGAAUCAUUCAACCAGUAA